Molecule: messenger RNA, 1101 nt
Organism: Cavia porcellus (domestic guinea pig)
Lineage: Eukaryota; Metazoa; Chordata; Mammalia; Rodentia; Caviidae
Gene: CUNH16orf89
Product: chromosome unknown C16orf89 homolog
Exons: 8
Coding region: 1-1101 (366 amino acids)
Cellular component (GO): cytosol; membrane
Source: RefSeq, a predicted model, not a curated record
AUGGCCAGGCCAGAGCUGGUGCUCUUUCUCCUGCUGCUGUCCCUGCAGCCCUCCUCACUGUCACAGUCAGACAACACAGAGGGCAAAGCCAUCCUUGCAAGCCUGAUCCUGUCUGCAUUGGAGAGAGCCACCAUGUUCCUGGAGGAGUGGCUGCCAGAAAUCAACCUGGAUGGGGUGGUGGGGUUCCAGGUGCUGGAAGUGCAGCUCCGAGGUGCACAGGAGGCAUGGGCAUCGGACCCCCUGCUGCAACCACUAAGUCUGCAUACUGGGCAGCUGGCUGACAAGCUGGUUCCUCUCCUCCACAGAUCCAUCACCUACCUGAGUCUCAGUGAUCCCGAGUACCUAAGAGAGUUCCAGCCGAGCCUCCAGCCCGGGUUUUGGAAGCUACCCCACACCUGGAUCCACACCAAUGCUUCUCUAGUCUACCCCUGGCCUGAGCUUCAGGAUUCCUUCUCAGAGGACAGCAGCGAUGUGUGCCUAGUGCUGCUGUUGGGAACAGGGAACACCAGCAGCCAGCCUUGUGGGCUCUCAGACUUCUGCAGGACACUCAUGACCAAGCCUGGAUGCUCCGGCUACUACCUGUCACACCAACUGCUUUUCUUCCUCUGGGCCAGAAUGAAAGGAUGCACAAAGGGACUGUUCAGCCAGAGCCAGCAAUACAUCAACAUCUUCUGUGCCAACAUGAUGCAUCUGAACCAGAAAUCUGAGGCCAUCAGAUAUGCCUACCUCAUCCAGGAUCUCUUCAUGGAAAACAUCAUGUUCUGUGGCAUUGGUGGCUUCUCUGACUUCUUCAAACUCCGGUGGCUGGAGGCCAUUCUGAGCUGGCAGAAGCCUCAGAAAGGAUGCUUUGGAGUGCCUGCUGCUAGGGGUAAAGAGAGACCUGAAGACCCCCUGCACCAACAGCAUGUUCUCAGAAGAGUCAAGAGGCGAGAAAAACAAUUCACAGAUGGCUGUUCCAGCCACAGCACUGCCACAGCAGUCGCAGCCCUGGGUGGCUUCCUCUACUUCCUGGCAGAUCAGCCUCGGGUGCAUGGAGAGCAUCAUCCAUCCACACCAUCACACGGCUCCAUGACUGCUGCCCCUUCAGAUCUUCUUCCUUAG